Messenger RNA from Brugia pahangi, 1005 nucleotides. The record is from the annotation of a GenBank genome assembly. NCBI's taxonomy places the organism in Eukaryota, Metazoa, Nematoda, Chromadorea, Rhabditida, Onchocercidae.
AUGGCCAGUGACAGUGACCUCAAUGUUGACCAUCUUAUUACUCGACUUUUAGAAGUUCGCGGAUGUCGGCCCGGGAAAACUGUCCAGAUGUCGGAAAAUGAAAUAAGGGCACUUUGUCAUAAAAGCAGGGAUAUCUUUUUGUCACAGCCCAUUCUUUUGGAACUCGAGGCGCCUCUCAAAAUUUGUGGAGAUAUUCACGGACAAUACAAUGAUUUAUUACGAUUAUUUGAAUAUGGUGGAUUUCCGCCGGAGGCAAAUUAUCUUUUUCUUGGAGAUUAUGUUGAUCGGGGAAAGCAAAGCUUGGAGACAAUAUGCUUACUGCUGGCGUAUAAGGUGAAAUAUCCCGAAAAUUUCUUUUUGUUACGAGGAAAUCAUGAAUGUGCUAGUAUUAAUCGUAUUUAUGGAUUUUAUGACGAAUGCAAACGUCGAUUUUCGAUAAAGCUAUGGAAAACAUUCACUGAUUGUUUCAAUUGCCUACCAAUAGCCGCCCUCAUAGAUGAAAAAAUCUUCUGUUGUCAUGGAGGACUUUCUCCUGAUCUACAAAAUAUGGAACAGAUCCGAAGAAUAAUGCGACCAACGGAUGUUCCAGAUACUGGUCUUCUCUGUGAUUUGUUAUGGUCUGACCCGGACAAGGAUGUGCAAGGUUGGGGAGAAAACGAUCGAGGAGUAUCGUUUACAUUUGGGCCUGACGUUGUAGCAAAAUUCUUAAAUCGUCAUGAUUUAGACUUAAUAUGUCGGGCACAUCAGGUAGUAGAAGAUGGCUACGAAUUUUUUGCCAAACGUCAACUUGUAACAUUAUUUUCGGCCCCAAAUUAUUGUGGUGAGUUCGAUAAUGCAGGUGGUAUGAUGAGCGUUGAUGAAACACUAAUGUGUUCCUUUCAGAUCUUAAAGCCAUCCGAGAAGAAGGCCAAAUAUCAGUACGCUGGUUUGAACAGUGGUCGUCCAAUUACAUCGCCACAGCGAGCGGCUGGUGCAGCAACUGGUGGAAUUCAGAAAAAGAAGUAA